This is a messenger RNA of Prorocentrum cordatum, 760 nucleotides long. Lineage: Eukaryota; Dinophyceae; Prorocentrales; Prorocentraceae. The record is from the annotation of a GenBank genome assembly.
CUGAAGGUCUCCAUUGAGGCCGCCACCGCUCCCGCGCCCGAGUGGUCCGCUGCACAGCUGGCGGGCCUGACGCCAGAUGCGGAUGGAGUGCUGGCCCGCCGGGUCUCCGCCCUCCCUGGCGUCGCCGAGGAGAGCGGCGGCGGCGCCGAGCGGGCCCAGGAGGAGGAGCAGACUGUGCUCGCCAAGCACCACGUCCGCGAGAAGGGGCAGCGGUGCGCCCUCCCCGGCGCGCUGCUGUGGCAGGUCAGCGCUGGCAGGCGGGGUGCCUUCCGCCUGAGCUUGUCGCCCUCCGGUCGUCUGCUGGCUGCUGCAGUCGCGCGUCACGGAGGAGCUUUCGAAUUAAGGACGUUCCACAUGGCCACCGGCCGCCAGCACGCUGUUGGCACGACCUUGCACGACACCCUUGUGUACGACCUGUGCUGGCACACCUUCGAGGGCGCUGCGUCGCAGACCAGCCAUCGAGUUUGUCACCCCCUGCUCAUCAGCUGCAGCAGCGACUGCACCGUUCAGAUCUACGAGGUUCCAGAAGAUUCUGGGGUAGCCCCGCGCUCGAUCAGGCUCUGGGCCCUGCUCCGCUCACCGCCGGGAUCCUCGCGUGCCCUGCCAGGGCGCGAAAGAGUUGCUGUGUGUUUUUCUCGGCAUGUCACGUUCCCGGCCCGUCCGGCGGCGGCGCGCCUUGGGGGGGGGAGCGCGAAGGGGUUGGCUCUCUCAGAAGGCGGCGGGGCUUCGCAGAAGCGCUCGCGCCCUCCGAAAAGUCCUG